GAACCAUCCAUGUUAGGUGAGGGGGAGGAAGUUCCCUCCGGCAUCGCCGGAGGGAGGGAGGAGAAAGUGAAGACAGGAGGGGUCGAGGGCGGGAGGAGAAAACCCUAGCCGCUAGAGAGUACUCAGCAUGUUGUCUAAAUUUAAAAGGAACUUUUUAAUGAAGACAACCGAAUAACUUGAAGGUGUUUCUUGAUGCCCACUUAUGUGAUUGUUGGUAGAAUGUACAUUCUAACAUUCGAGACCAAUCGAGGGUGUGCUGGAAUAAUGACCACGAUUCUGCUUCGAACACCAGAGGUUUGAUCGGUGGAUCGGUGCUCUCGCACAAGUGCCUGCUUAUUCUCAUCAAGAAUCGUGCAGACCCUGCGACUAAUUUGCUAUUUUGCCAAUUACUUCCUAAUGGCCACUGCAGGUGGGUUUCUUCUUUUUACCCCGUGCCUUCCCUCUGUUGCGUAUUCUUCACGGCACACUAGGUCACCGUCGCUUCUCUUAUUCUCCUCACCUUUCUCAAAGAAUAAGAUUGGCACAAGAGGCACUUACAGUUCAAGCUUCUCUUCUUUUCGCCCCAUGGGUUCUUCUACAUCCUCACAGAAGCCAGAGCAAUCUCAAGAUUCAGAUAAAGAUAGUUACUCCCCUUUAAGCGAUGAUGAGUGGAAAAAACGCCUCACAUCAGAACAGUUCUACAUUACUCGCCAAAAGGGUACUGAGAGGGCUUUUACGGGGGAAUACUGGAACACGAAAACUUCCGGAACAUACCAUUGUGUUUGCUGUGAUACACCGCUGUUUGAAUCAAAAACAAAAUUUGACAGUGGAACAGGUUGGCCUUCCUACUAUGAACCAAUUAGGAACAACGUGAAAUCUAAAUUGGACAUGUCAAUUAUUUUCAUGCCUAGAACUGAGGUUCUUUGUGCAGUAUGUGAUGCCCACUUAGGCCAUGUCUUUGAUGAUGGACCACCACCCACUGGAAAGCGAUACUGUAUAAAUAGUGCAUCACUUAAGCUGACUCCUCAAUAGCUAAAAGGCCAAGUCCCUCACACAAAUGGUUUCUAUCAACAUACAAUUUGAAUUUAUAUAAAAGGAAAAAAAAAAAAAAAAACCUUUCGUUAUAUAUGCAUUGCUGAUGUUGUAUCUAUUUCAUAUAUAUAAUAUAUUGAAUAUAUUUUUGAGUUAUUUGAUUGUGUAUAUUAUAAAUAUAAGAGUUUAUUUUUUUUA
Messenger RNA from Dendrobium catenatum, 1209 nucleotides. Its product is annotated as peptide methionine sulfoxide reductase B1, chloroplastic. NCBI's taxonomy places the organism in Eukaryota, Viridiplantae, Streptophyta, Magnoliopsida, Asparagales, Orchidaceae. Bases 397 to 1011 code for a protein of 204 amino acids. Gene Ontology annotation, biological process: protein repair; response to oxidative stress. Gene Ontology annotation, molecular function: peptide-methionine (R)-S-oxide reductase activity. Gene Ontology annotation, cellular component: cytoplasm. The record is from RefSeq and is a predicted model, not a curated record. The transcript has 5 exons.